CGCAGUCAGCAUCUGGAGCCUGUCCUCAAAAGCAAAGAUACUCCCUCAAACUUGAUGUAAAAGGUGGAAGGAUCUACAAUGAACAGAAUUUCUUCCAGCGAGCUGCGAAGGCGGCCACAGUGGAGAAGUGGAGGAAGGGGCACUCUGUGCCGUUGCUGGGAAUACCCAAUUGCGUUGGCUUUGGACUGCAUGCAGAGAGCUACAGGUUUUUGGUGUUCUCUGACUUAGGGCGAACUCUUCAGUCUGUCCUGAAUGAUGGCUUGCACCUACUGAGGGAGAAGGCAGCUUUUCAGAUUGUAGUCCGGCUGCUGGACUGCCUGGAGUACAUCCAUGAGAACGAGUAUGUGCACGGGGACAUCACAGCUGAGAACAUAUAUUUGAACCCAGAAGACCACACGCAGGUGACCCUUGCAGGCUAUUGCUUUGCCUUCCGUUACUGCCCAGGAGGGAAGCACGUGGCUCGGUGCGAAGGCAGCAGGACCCCUCAUGAAGGCACAAUAGAGUUCAUCAGUGUGGACAGCCACAAGGGAGCUGGACCAUCUCGGCGGAGUGACUUGGAAUCUCUGGGCUACUGUCUUCUGAAAUGGCUCUGUGGCUUCUUACCUUGGUCUGAUGAGCUGGACAAAGUAGAAACUGUGAUGGAGAAGAAGGAAAAGUACAGAGAGGAUGUGAAAUGCCUUCUCCGACUGUGCUUCAGGCAGAGAUCCAUUCCAGAUGCCCUACAGAGCUACCUGCAGCAAGUAAUGGUGCUGGAGUAUGAGGUGAAGCCUGACUAUGAGGCCCUGCGGCAGCUCUUCAAGAAACCACUGGAAAAGAUGAAAGCUUCAGCUUAUGACUCUGUGGAUAUCAAAAUGGUGCCCUGA
This is a messenger RNA of Nestor notabilis (Kea), 863 nucleotides long. RefSeq names its product vaccinia related kinase 3 (gene VRK3). NCBI's taxonomy places the organism in Eukaryota, Metazoa, Chordata, Aves, Psittaciformes, Psittacidae. The transcript is spliced from 9 exons. Gene Ontology annotation, molecular function: protein serine/threonine kinase activity; ATP binding. The annotation marks the transcript as partial. Gene Ontology annotation, biological process: signal transduction; peptidyl-serine phosphorylation. The record is from RefSeq and is a predicted model, not a curated record. Gene Ontology annotation, cellular component: cytoplasm; nucleus.